Messenger RNA from Papilio machaon (common yellow swallowtail), 2434 nucleotides. Its product is annotated as synaptic vesicle glycoprotein 2C. The transcript has 13 exons. The record is from RefSeq and is a predicted model, not a curated record. Gene Ontology annotation, biological process: transmembrane transport. Bases 234 to 2210 code for a protein of 658 amino acids. NCBI's taxonomy places the organism in Eukaryota, Metazoa, Arthropoda, Insecta, Lepidoptera, Papilionidae. Gene Ontology annotation, molecular function: transmembrane transporter activity.
UUCUCGCUUUGUUUCCAUGUUUCUAUCGCCUACCGUGUUUUUGUGCGUUUGUUUUGUGUUCUUAUAAGUGCAGUGAUUUUAUUUGCAGUUUUCGUGAUGUUAACAUCUUGUAUAUUGUAUGUACAUAUUGUUAAGUGAAUUACGAUUAUUAUUUCUAAAUUAAAACAUGUUUCUUACAUCUGUAGUGAUAGUUAAGUGUUGCGAGUGCCCACCGGUGGAGUACCUUCUUCGCAAUGGCGGAAGAGCAGGCAUGCCUUGUGCGUGCGCGAUCUGACUCUGAAAGCUCCUCCAAACUAGGCAGCUUUGGAUCAAUAACCCGCACAAUGACUUAUACAGAGGAUAGACUAACCGGUGCUGAAGGUGCGGGUGAACUUGGCAAUGUGUCUGCGCCCACAGCCAGCCCGCCUGAGCAAGUACCUGAUGGCAAUGAGAGUGGCGAGCUCCUAGACUAUAAUGAUUCUAGUGUAUUAGAACAGUUCCAUGAAGAUGCCUUGCGACAGGCUGGCUGUGGUCUAUCUCAAGCGCGGGUGUUACUUGCAGUGACACUGGCUAUAGCGGGCGCGUCCCUCGAGUUGGCAGCCAUACCUUUUGUGCUGCCCUCAGCUGAAAUUGAGCUGUGCAUACUGCCACAUGAAAAGAAUUGGCUUGUUCUAAUCAGUUUGGUGGGCGGGUCGUUGGGUGCAGUGGGUUGGGGAGCGUUGGGAGAGCGGCUGGGGCGGCGUCGCACGCUGCUGUCUUGUCUCGCGGUCAAUGCGGUGUUCGCAGCCAUCGCUGCGUUCAUGCCUACCUACGGCACCUUCAUGAUGGCCAGAUUCUGUUCAUCAAUCGGUUCUGGUGGCACUGCGUCCGUGGGCUACACGUAUUGUGGUGAAUGGUGCGCGCGCGCUCGCCGGCGACGUGCACUGGCGCUGCUCGCUGCGGGCGCGGGCGCAGGUGCUCUGCUCGCGGCCGCGCUCGCGCACGCCGUACUGCCCGACACCGGCGCGGACGCACUCAGAGAGAAUAAAGAGCACUUUAGUGCCUGGCAUCGAUACCUCCUUUUAUGUACAUUGCCGAUAUUGGCGUCCUUGGUGAGUCUGAUCUGGACGCAGGAGUCGCCGCGGUACUUGCUCGACGUCGGCCGGGAAGUUGAUGCUAUGAUGGUCUAUCAGAGCAUACACAGCAGCAACCAGUUCCGCGUGUGCGGCAAGGUGGAGGUGUCGGCGGGUGCGGGUGCGGGUGCGGGUGACGCGGAGUACCGGCUGGGAGAGCUGACACUGCCCGGCAAGCGUCGCCCGCCCGCGCUGCACCACGUCAGACAUAGUGUUAAAAUGUUCUGGCAGGCAUUUUUUCAAUUAUUCUCAAGUCCCUACAGAAGUACUACAAUCUCGUUGGGAGGGAUUUUACUCUUUAGUAUGGCUAUACAGUAUUACUUGUCAUCGUAUGUACCGGCAACAGUGGUGUCAGCAGAGAGUGAGCAGUUUGAUGCAGCAAAGCGCUGGAUUACAAACGAGUCGUUCAUCAACGAGCACUACAAUGAAACGCUGGAGAACGCACAGUUCGUGGGAGUGGCUUUUCGCGACUGCAACUUCCGAGACAUGAUCAUCUCCCACGUCACCUUCCAGAACUGUACCUUUACUAAUGUAUCCUUCUCCAAUAUCAUGUCUUCCUUUACAAUGUUUAAGGACUCCGUCUUUAUUAAUAGCAGUAUAAUAGACACGGACAUGGAGGUGGGGCGCGAGUUGUCGGAGUGCGUGUUGUCGGGUAGUGUGGUGCGAGGUAUCCGCGGCGGCUGCGCACGUCACGCAGACCUGCGCUCGCACCUCGCCGGACUGCGCGCCGAGCAGGCGCACGCAGCUCGCGCCGCACUCGCCGGAGCUGCGCUUGCGCUGCUGCCACAUCCCACCACAGUACGACCCACCGUUAUCCUGUGCGCAGCGUGUAUAGUGGUGUCCCCGUCUAUCUACUUCACACGAGAUGAGACGAUGUUGUACAUCAUAGAGGCGGUGUACAGAUUGUUGGUUACACUUAUAUUCUAUAAUGUCGGACUCGAUGUUGUGAACUCCUACCCUGCUAAUUUAAGAUGUACAGCACACGGUCUAAUACUGUCGGUGGCGUACAUGGGCGGGGCGAUUGUGAAGGGCGCGGGCGAGGCUUGCGCUUCUCUCAGCACUCUGCUCUGCGCACUGCUGGCACUCGCCGCCACCGCACUCUCACUCUACAAGCGAUAGGUACAACAGGUAUUGAAGUUGUCAAAUAUCUUGGCGGCUCAGAACAUCAUACAAGUAACUGCGGAGUACUCAAUUUUAUGUGUUAAAGGUAUCCCAUGGCAACUCAAGCUCAGUCGCCAAGAUAUUUGAAACGGCCUAUACAGUCAGUCGUUCGCGAUAUUCCACAUACAGAAAAGUAACGCUCUUUCUUACAUACAACAAAUUUGAUUUGUAUAAAUUAAAAA